Molecule: messenger RNA, 834 nt
Organism: Contarinia nasturtii (swede midge)
Lineage: Eukaryota; Metazoa; Arthropoda; Insecta; Diptera; Cecidomyiidae
Product: protein NDUFAF4 homolog
Exons: 4
Coding region: 110-700 (196 amino acids)
Biological process (GO): mitochondrial respiratory chain complex I assembly
Cellular component (GO): mitochondrion
Source: RefSeq, a predicted model, not a curated record
UGACAGCUGUCAGUUCAGGUGUUAGGUUAGAAUCACUCUGUGAAGGCUUUUCAAAAUAUCAUUAUGUAUUAAUAUUGUCGUGAAUGAAAACAAUCGAAUAAAUGUGAAAAUGGGCAAUUAUAUGUCGAACAACACACUCUACCUAUCAGCUAAACGGUUGGUCAGCAAGUAUAACAUAGAAAGUCGGGUUUCUAAGGAACUUGACAAACAAGCUAAAAAACCAGUGAUAGCACCAAAACAUGAAGCAGGAAUCAUUGAUUAUCACAAAUCGCUACAAGAAAACAAAGAUUAUUUGGAUAAAACAACAGUUGUCGACCCAAAACUUGAUCUUCAUCUAAAAGAUGUGUAUGUUACUUCAAAAGGAUUGACGGAGAAUAUCAAAUCAGAUAAGCCAUUGCCUCUAUCACGAUUCAGUGAACGCUUUGAAUUAGGCUAUAAAGAAUCAGAACGAGUUCCACCCGGCCGUGUGUCAUUAUUGCAAGCCAUUAAUUUCAUAACAAAGCAUCAACAAGACCCCAAAGAAUGGACGGUCGAAAGAAUAGCAGAAGAGAAUAAAAUUAAACCCGAUGUUGCAAGUGACAUUUUAGAGUAUUUUAGAUCGUUUGAAGUGCAUAUGUCCAAGAACAUUACACCAAAAGAGCAAAAAAUGCUGCAAGACAAUUUAAAAUUACUUGGCGGCGGCAAGAGCUCAACGGAAUGAGUGAUACUGAAGAACAUUGACAGAUUGUUAUAAGAUCCAAAACCGAAUCAGAUUUAGAUUUACAUAGAACACUGUGUAUUGUAUAUUUACAAAAAAAAAAACUUGAAAUAAUAAAAAAACGAAUUCUAAAUAUA